Messenger RNA from Eublepharis macularius, 3288 nucleotides. RefSeq names its product zinc finger protein OZF-like. Gene Ontology annotation, molecular function: RNA polymerase II cis-regulatory region sequence-specific DNA binding; DNA-binding transcription factor activity. The transcript has 5 exons. Bases 48 to 1700 code for a protein of 550 amino acids. Gene Ontology annotation, biological process: regulation of transcription by RNA polymerase II. The record is from RefSeq and is a predicted model, not a curated record. NCBI's taxonomy places the organism in Eukaryota, Metazoa, Chordata, Lepidosauria, Squamata, Eublepharidae.
UGGACCUGGUCAUCUUGGAACAGUUCCUGUUUGUGCUACCAACAGAGAUGCAGGCCUGGAUGAAAGCCAAAGAGCCAGGCAGCAGUGAAGAGGCACUUCAAUUUGCUGAGGUCUACCUGCAGGAGCAAGAACCUGCCAAGCCAAGUCAGCUGCCAGUUACCUUUCAGGAUGUGACCAUAUCUUUCACUGAGAAAGAGUGGGCUCUUCUGGAAGCCAGUGAAAAGGCUCUUUACUGGGACACCAUGCAGGACAAUUAUGACAAUGUGGCCUCUCUGGGAUUUUUGAUACCAGAAACUGAUGCAAUGUUACCAGAAGAAAGGACAACGCAAGGGACUCUCGAGUUCCAGGUCUCAGAAAAAAGAACAAAAAGAGAAGUCAGCUUUUCAGAGCCCCCACGUCCUAAAUUUGAGAUGGCCCCAAAACUAGAAACGGAACCAAGGUCAUUGGUCUUUGAUCUCCAGGGCUCUGAAGAAAGAGAGAUCCCAAAUGACGCCUGCACAGUGGAGAAGAGACUGGUUAAAGAGGAUCCAAAAAAUAGCUCCCAGCACAAAGACCCUAAACUAGUGGAGAUGCAAAGUAUAUCCCAGGACUUGUCAGAAGGGAACUCCAAGAUGAUCAAGAUUCAUGAGCAAAACUUCCUACUGCAGCAAGAUGAGGCACACUUUGACACAGAGAAGUUUUUCAAGGAGGCACCACAGGUAGUGAAUGGUCUGUACCUCCAGGAGGCCCAUCACAUCUGCACUGAAUGUGGGAAAAGCUAUCACUCCUUUGCUGCUCUGACGAAGCAUCACAGGACCCACAAGGUGGGAAAACACUUCAGGUGCCCCUUCUGCGAAAAGAGCUUCAGUCGGAGCGCUCAUCUCAUCACUCAUCAGAGGAGCCACGCUGGCCUGAAACCAUUUCAGUGUACUGAUUGCGAGAAAAAUUUCGACAACAAGUCAACCCUUAUUAAACACCAGAGAACCCACACGGGGGAGAAACCCUAUGUGUGCCUGGACUGUGGCAGAGGCUUCACACAAAGCUCCAACCUUAUUAAGCAUCGAAGGAUUCAUACUGGGGUGAAGCCGUACAAGUGUCCCGAUUGCAACAGAAGCUUCACUCAGAGCUCGCAGCUCAUUGAUCAUCAGAGAAUCCACACAGGGGAGAGACCCUACAAAUGCCCUGACUGUGGGAAAGGUUUCAGCCUGUGCUCCAGUCUCAUCAUACAUCACCGAAUCCAUACUGGAGAGAAACCAUUCGAAUGUCCUGUCUGUGAAAAAAGUUUCAGCAGCCAAUCAGCUCUUAUAAAGCACAGACGAAUCCACACAGGAGGCAAACCUUAUGAAUGCACUGCCUGUGGGAAGACUUUCACUCAGAACUCCAGCCUUAUUGCACACCAGAGAAUCCAUACUGGGGACAAACCUCAUAAAUGUCCUCAGUGUGCCAAGUGCUUCACACAAAGCUCAAGUCUCCUCAUCCAUCAAAGGAUACACACAAGAGAGAGGCCGUAUCAGUGUUCCAGCUGUGAGAAAUGCUUCAGUAUAAAAUCACAUCUCCUUGGCCACCAGAAAAUCCAUGCAGAGAAGAAAAUACCUUUUGAGUGCUCCAACUGUGGCAGAGGUUUCAGUGCAAAUUCCUACCAUAAAUUGCAUCAGAGAUCUUGUUUAAGCAGAAACAGCAACCAACUUCACUCACCUCUGGAAACCAGUUUUGAUCAAUGAAGCUGCACGUGGGAGACUGACCAUUUAUUAGUUCCUGCCCAUCAAAUUUGAGCUAAUUAAAUCUAUUUAAGAACCCAGAGUGAAUUUCCCAGAGAUUCAAGAUCUGAACCCUUUACUCUCUUUCCAAAUCCUUCUCACGCAGGAAGCCACUCUGAAUGGCAACUGAACUGCUGUAUUGGACUAGCAGCCUUCCAGAUCACAGCUCAUGUUUGCAGAGGAUCUUAAUUGGUAGGCUGGACAAUAUGAGAUGAAGUGGUCCUCGGAGAGUUAUAUUACUUGUCCUUCUUACUUGGUGUCCAAGCCCUGGCAGUAUUCCAGCCUGAAUGAAGAAUAGUUUACUGUGCUCCAUUCCUUGCUCUGAUUUUCCCAGCCCCUAAAACUGUAAGCUAUCUGGACAGCUCUGAACAUCAGAGGUGGAUGAUGUAGUCAUCCAAUCUAGCCAUUGGAUUAGAUUCCAUAAAUUUUUGGAACAUAGGUAUUUAUUCUAAGUAACAGAAAACAGUAUCUAUUUAUACCUCACUUGACUGGCUCUUACUUUAAAUGUAAACAUAUUAAUUAUAUUGACUGUGAAUUCCACAAGUCAACUCUGAUCAGCUUCUGUGAUUGUAAAGCAGGGUGAGCACAAAACCUUCUCAGAGGCUCUGAUCUUACACUGACUGUAUGGUAGUCACUGCAGUGUAGCUCUUUCCAUGUAGACAACUAACACAAACAAGCCUGGGGCAGGUGGGAAGAGCGCAUACUGGAGCUUCUGCUCUUGGCCUGGGGAAAUUCCAGAGCAGUUCCUAUCUCCAGUCCUAACAGUGUUCAAGCAGGAAAUGUGCAUGUUUUUAUUUAGUACAGUAGACCAUCACCAUUAAAGGGGGAUCCGUUCCUGAGAUCACCAUGAAUGGCAAAACAUUGGAGGCAGGGUUCUUCAUCCCAAUCAGUAAAAAACAAUUUUCCUGCAAAAUUUCAUGAUGUAAUGAUUGCAAUGAUGAUGUCGUGGGAACAAAAACAGGCUGGAGACUGUCACAUGUUCAGAUUGUGGACUACAAAUAAGUGAAACCACCAGUCACAAAUCCUCAAAAGAGGGUUUACCAUAACUUUAUCCCACUCUUCCUCCUAGGAGCUCAGAGCAGCAUACAUGGUUCUCCCUUCUCCAUUAUAUACACACAACAACCCUGUAAGGUAGGUUGGGCCAGUCACACUCCGCCUAAAGAGACUCUCUAACCAGUGCGCCACCCUGGUUCUUGAUUUAUAGGGUCUUAGUCUGAGCCCUGUGAUGCCUGACAAAGGGUAGGCAGGCAGGCCCUUUGGUUCUCCUGCCAUUUUUAUCAAUAAAGCAUUGAAAGCUGAGAGUAAUUCUCCUGUCAGCAGAUUGUACAAUUAAACAGCUGAUCUGCAGACACAUAGGAAAUACACAGCUUGAUUGUAGGCCUAAAUGAUUACUGCACAAUAGUGUAAAUUAGGAACAGUUUCCAAUUGGAUUAAGAAUACUGAAUAGUUUGAAGAAGCUUUUGGAAGGGAGGUGGUCUGUGACUACCUUAUGUUGUUUUUGUGUAUGAUUGUUAGUGAUGAAUUGAUGCAUUUCUAUUGUACUUAAUUUCUA